UUUCAGUGCCAGAUAAAAGGAACUGACCACUUGCAGAUGGUAGGUUAGUUUCUUUUGACAGUUCCAGCCAGUCACUUCUCUUUCCGUUCACUCCACCCUACAUAUCGUUAGCAUGGACAGGAUAACUAUCAUUUGCUUCCUCUUCGUUGCAUUGACGGCAGUGAUGAGCAGCGCUCGUCCAUCAGUAUAUGGUUAUGGGAAAGACUAUUCUGGAGCAGAGUAUGGAGGAUAUGGGUUUAUCGAUUACCAGGUUCCACGAUAUGGUUCCGGUUAUGACAAAUAUAUCUACGGAAACUAUGAAGGACAUGCAGGAGACUAUGACUACAGCAAAAUCCAGAACAGCUAUCACGGAGGAAACAAAGCUUACCUCCAAACGCCCUAUGGUUAUGGUGGACCGUACGGAAAAUAUUAGUUUUGCUUGAAAAUAAGGCAAAUUUCAUGUAAAUGUGCGAAAACAUACUGUUUCAGUUGAAAGAGACAUAUCGUUAAAAAGCUUGUUCAAUAAAAUCAAUAUUUUAUAUAAAA
Messenger RNA from Daphnia carinata, 525 nucleotides. Its product is annotated as heterogeneous nuclear ribonucleoprotein A2 homolog 1-like. NCBI's taxonomy places the organism in Eukaryota, Metazoa, Arthropoda, Branchiopoda, Diplostraca, Daphniidae. The record is from RefSeq and is a predicted model, not a curated record. Bases 113 to 412 code for a protein of 99 amino acids. The transcript is spliced from 4 exons.